This is a messenger RNA of Synchiropus splendidus (mandarinfish), 6001 nucleotides long. It is a transcript of the gene large2, whose product is annotated as LARGE xylosyl- and glucuronyltransferase 2. The record is from RefSeq and is a predicted model, not a curated record. Gene Ontology annotation, biological process: protein O-linked glycosylation via mannose. Gene Ontology annotation, molecular function: xylosyltransferase activity; glucuronosyltransferase activity. The transcript is spliced from 16 exons. Bases 580 to 2844 code for a protein of 754 amino acids. Lineage: Eukaryota; Metazoa; Chordata; Actinopteri; Syngnathiformes; Callionymidae.
UAGGAUUAACACUGCUUUCUGAAGUCUGAAGUUCCAAGAACAUGAAAAAAAGCACCUACUAAGAUGAAGUGAAGUGCUCUAUUUUGAAUCCUCUUUCAAUUGUUUUGUAAGAAACUUGCUUCAGGGUCGCAUUGACAUCUUUGCGCAACAUUUUAAAAGGAGAGACCUUGCUUUCCUCCAAACUCCUUUUCAGAGCGAGCAGGUCAGGAGGGAGCAGAGGGGGCUGAAAUCAGAGUCCAACCCUCGGAGGUGGAUUCAUGGCGUGUUUGUUCACGAGCAGGAGGAGGAGCGGUGGGAGGCGAGCUUGAGGAAGAGAAGGAGAGAAGGACAAGAAGACAGAGGUUUAAACACAACAGUGAAUGAGGAGCAUUGUUUAGUGAGUUGGAUUCAAAGAGCGGUGGUGCAGACGGAUCAGAGGGAAAGAGGAAGCAUGCGGCUAAACUUGGACUUGUGAGCACGUGUUGCUGACUGCAGACACAGACUACCCAGAUGAGAAAUGAGGCUGACUUCCUGAGACCCCUUUAUUCCCACAUCUCCCCUGACCCCUGACCCUCAGAGCCUUGGUGCCCACGUCCCAACAUGAACCUGCUCUGUCGCGGGAGGCUGAAGUUACUGGUGGCAUCCCUGUCUGCCGUCGUGCUGCUCACCUGGCUCUACCUUUUCGCCGGAAACCUGGAGAAUGGCCGCGCCUUACUCCUCCCUCCGUGUUUGGCAGAGACACCAGCGUCUCAGGUCCAGGAGCGAGCCGUCCUCGAGUCUCGGGUCCGAGAGGUGGAGGAGGAGAACCGACAGAUCAGGCUACAACUCAGUCGAUCUCAGGGUGCUGCUGCCCAGACUCCAGAUGGUAGCUAUGGUAACCAACAGUGGGGGGCAUCUGCAGACACGGCAGCGGAGGAUGGGGACACAACAGCAGAGGAGAAGAACAACCAUACGGAUUGUCCAAGAUCGCCCACCGUCCAGAAGUGUGAAAUGAUCCAUGUGGCCUGUGUUUGCGCCGGACACAACGCCAGCAGGGAUGUGGUCACUCUGGUGAAGUCAGUGCUCUUUCACAGGAGAAACCCCCUUCACUUCCACUUCAUCACAGAUACUGUGGCCCAUCAGAUCCUGAGCUCCUUGUUUCAGUCUUGGAUGGUCCCGUCAGUGCAGGUCAGCUUCUAUGACGCCGAGGAACUGAAGACAGAGGUCUCAUGGAUUCCCAACAAGCACUACUCAGGGAUUUACGGCUUGAUGAAGCUGACGCUAACAAAAGCGCUGCCCUCCGACCUGACAAAGGUCAUCGUCUUGGACACUGACAUCACCUUCGCCACCGACAUCGCUGAGCUGUGGGGCAUCUUUAGAAAGUUUAAUGACAAACAAGUGAUUGGUCUUGUGGAGAAUCAGAGCGAUUGGUAUUUGGGGAACUUAUGGAAAAACCACAAACCCUGGCCAGCCCUGGGACGAGGCUUCAACACGGGCGUCAUUCUUCUCUAUCUGGAGCGGUUGCGGAAGAUCGGCUGGGAGCAGAUGUGGCGUUUGACGGCAGAGAGAGAGCUCAUGAGCAUGCUGAGUACCUCUCUGGCUGACCAGGACAUCUUCAAUGCCUUUAUUAAGCAGAACCCAGUUCUGGUUCACCAGUUGCCCUGCUUCUGGAAUGUGCAACUCUCAGAUCACACGCGCUCCGAACAGUGCUACACAGAGGUGUCUGACCUCAAGGUCAUCCAUUGGAACUCUCCAAAGAAACUCAGAGUCAAGAACAAGCAUGUGGAGUUUUUUCGGAACCUCUAUCUGACCUUUCUGGAGUAUGAUGGAAACUUGCUGAGGCGGGAACUUUUUGGCUGUCCAAGCCAGGCCAGUCCAGAGAACACUGAGGUAGAUGCCGAGCUGCAGGUCGCCCUGGAGGAUCUGGACGAAGACGAUCAGUGUUACGACUUUCGCCGUGAGCGUCUAACCAAACACAGAGUGCAUCUCUACUUCCUUCAGUAUGAAUAUCUGCCCACCGAGGACGACAAUGACAUCACUCUGGUGGCUCAGCUGUCCAUGGACAGGCUGCAGAUGUUAGAGGCUAUUUGUAAACACUGGGAGGGCCCCAUCAGCUUGGCCCUAUACAUGUCUGAUGCGGAGGCACAGCAAUUCCUCCGCUACGCACAGGCCUCAGAGGUCCUUAAAAACCGCAAAAAUGUAGGUUACCAUAUUGUCUACAAAGAGGGGCAGUUCUACCCAGUCAACCUGGUUAGAAACGUGGCCAUGAAGAACAUCAAUACGCCAUACAUGUUCCUGACUGACGUGGAUUUCCUGCCCAUGUAUGGACUCUAUGAUUAUCUCAGGAAAUCUGUGGUUCAGUUGGACAUGGCUCACACCAAGAAAGCUCUGGUGGUUCCAGCAUUUGAGACACUGCGUUAUCGUCUGUCCUUCCCGAAAUCCAAAGCAGAGCUGCUUUCCAUGCUGGACAUGGGAACUCUGUACACCUUCAGGUAUCAUGUGUGGCCCAAAGGUCACGCCCCCACCAACUAUGCCAAAUGGAGAACAGCCACCACACCGUACAAGGUGGAGUGGGAGCCAGACUUUGAACCUUACGUAGUGGUACGGCGGGACUGUCCAGAGUACGACCAACGCUUUGUGGGUUUUGGCUGGAACAAGGUUUCACAUAUCAUGGAGCUAGAUGCACAGGAGUACGACCUCAUGGUCCUACCCAACGCCUUCAUGAUCCACAUGCCUCACGCCCCCAGCUUUGACAUCUCCAAGUUUCGCUCCAGCUCCAGCUAUCGCAACUGCCUGAACACCCUGAAGGAUGAGUUCCACCAGGACCUGUCCAGGAAGUACGGCGCCGCUGCUCUUAAGUAUCUUACCGCCCAUCGGAACAUCUGAGGAGUCAUUCUAUCAGAUGGACGAAUUCCCUUAUGAUGCAGCCGGCCUGCACCUGCGCCGAGCGCAGACUCAACGGUAAAGCUUUACAGCUCUUUUGGGAUAAUCUCACUCCUACAAAUGAAUUCACCACUGAACUGUAUGUCCCAGUGACCAAAACAGGAGGUGCAAAGAAAGAUUUAUAUUCAGUGGAUUCAUUGGGGAGCAGGUACUGGGAAAAGCUUUAUGAGAAUAUUCUCCUAUGUUCUGACAAUCAGGACUGACUCCAGUGGACUCGACGCUACCAUGAAAAUCUGGACACUCAUGGAGACAGAUGUGUGCCAUUGUAACCAUUUCUUUUCAAGUCGGACUGCAGAAAGAUACAAGCCUUACCAAUUUACAACCAUAUGAUGUUAAAAAAUAUAUUAUUUAGAGUGUCAGUAAGACCCAAUGAAAACUGAUUUCAUGUCCUUUGGUAACAACUUUUGAGUCCAGUUUUCCUUACGUCCUAAAUGUUUCGGAGUCUGUUUCACCGAACAGGCUAACUGGCGGUAUCACAAAUUAACUAUUGGCGUCAGGGAUGUGUCUAUAUGUGCGUGAAAGAUGGAUCCAGUUGCACCGCAAACAUGCUUGUUGUCAUUCCUGCUUCUGUCUCGACCAAGGCCUCCGUGCUGGCAUGUCAACACAUCCACAAAAGUCAUAGGUUUUGUCUUUGUUCUGUUGAAUGUUCUGUUCAGUGCAGAACAAUAAUGACACACGGGACCAACGUAUACCGCCACCCCUUUGCUUGAGAAAGGUGUAGCCGUUGUUUUAAGGCCCAUUUAUGUUACGUACGGAUAGGGAUGGAACCUUCUGUCCUUGCAGUGUGUUUAUUUCGUCCAUAUUUCUGCACUUUUCCACAAAGCUUACGGAUAUGGACCAAGUGGAGCAGUACGACCAUAAAACAUAGGGGCAGUGUUGCUGUUACUUCCCGAUACGUAGCUCUCAUGGGUCACAAAGACUUAACAAUGGUGGAAAUUCUCCAGUCCUCCAGUCAUGAUAGAUUUAAUGAAUCCACCGUCCACCACCACAUUGUCAAUACUUCUUCCACAGUCGCCAUGUUGGUUUUGGAGUUUGUAGUUAUCACAAACGUUUUUACUUUUUUAACUCUUGGCUGCUCCCCCUGCAACAGCAAUACCAACACAUCGAACGCAUAGAAGUAUGUGAUCAGUGAAGGAGCAUAAAUGGGCCUUUAGUCUUAGAAACUGGACAUGUGCAUAGCUUCUUUGACUCUGAUCUGAUAGAUCAAAAGUAGAUAUCCAUAGUCAUAAUCACUGUCAUAGGCCUUUGUCGCAUUGCAACAGACACAGGUGGAACAUAUUCAACAUGAGAAGAGCUCAGCGAGUACGGGAUUUCUAUUUGGAGAUCCAAAAGCAGUAUAUACAUUUUAUAAUAUACAAUAUUGGAAGCCUCAUUCUUAGCCUCCUAGCCCUUUAAUUCAUUUAAAUACAACCAGGACAUGUUGUCCUGCUGCAGCCGGUCGCCUUGAAAUGUAACCACUUUAUGGAAUUAAACAGGUAUUAUGUUGUAGCAAAAGUAAAUCAUAUCAUACUCAUAAGCAGAAGUCGUCAAACAUUUACAGCAUAGGUCUCAAACUGAUCCACACAAGGGCCACUGAGGGUACAGGCUUCUGUUCCAAACAAACCUACAGUACCAGACUGAGUCCUUCCAUUGGUGUUCUCUUGACUGGGUGACACGAAAGCCUGCACCAUGGGGGCCCUUUUUUGGAUCAGUCUUGGACCCCAGCUCAACAUUUGGAAUGAGCGUGGAUUAGAAAAAGUAUCCAUCCUCCAACCAAUCAUGGUGGACUCGUCGGAGAUUGACAUGUUUCACUUUCAUCCAGGAGAUCCAAAGCAGUUCACUUUUAAUAAUGGGUUUACAUAUUGGCACCAUCACCUCUACUUUUGAAAGUCUAGUAUUCUUCAUUGGCUUUUAAACUUCUGAUGAGGUCGGACCAGAGACCGCCCUUGAGAGUGACGCUACAUCCCAGACAGUUCCUCACUCUAACCAGUUUCUGUUCUGAAGCUCUUCUGACGUCCACGCUGACCUGCACUCUAAUAAACUGUGCUUAAGCACAAUGGUUUUUUUCCCUGUCAUAUCAUGUGUAGAAAGAGUAUUGGGGAAGAAUGAGUGUGGUCUUGAAAAUGCAGAUAUAAAAUCACAAUGCAGAUAUAUGAGAGUGUUGCUCUCGACACUAAAGACACUGUUGACUUUUAGAGGUAGUUCUAGUUUUGGGGCAACCACAAGAAAAAUAUUGUCUGAUUAAGUAUCAUAGACAUAAAACUAAAAAAAAAAAAGACAGUGCUAAACACACUCACCUGACUCACAGCCAUUUGGCCUUCUUUUGAGGUGAAAGUAGCAGACAAAGGUUAGCAAAACCACAGUUAUCAGGUCGAAACACGGGAACGAGGGUCCAUUUGCGGCAAACAGCAGACUGAGAAUUCACCAGGGAUCCUUCCUUGAACUUCUGAAUCACUAUUUUAAGUAUGAAUAACAAACGUGACUGAUGAUUUCAUUUAUCCCAAAGAGUUUAUUCAAAGCCCAAUGUCUUACUCAGGAGUUAUUAUUUAUUAUUUAAUCCCCAAAAUAAUCUGGCCGGACUGAAAUAAAAGUUUAAAACUUUCAUUCAGUCAUCGUUUUGGGCACAUUUUCAAGGACAUUAGGGACAUGAAAACAUACCAGUAAACCUAACUGUAUUUGUUUACUUGAAGAAACAGUCCUGUAUCGUUCAUGAAUGUCCCCCCUGCCGUCCAUCUCCACCACAACGCAGACAGGAGUCAGUCACCUUGUGUGUGUGCGCCAUUCGAGUGACAUCUUUGCUUUAUUUAUUUGUGACGAUACAAACUAAUGAAUGGUUUCCAGUGUCCGUUUGGGUGUAAGGUCUUGAAUUGCUAGGUCUGACAGUAAGUGGCAAAGAGAUGGAAUCGCCCUUUCGCUACCACCAUGCUCAUGCUCCGCCUACAUCGACUCGUGGUUGAUUGUGGUAAAUGCGAGUGCCUUUGCUGUAUUGUGAAACUGGAUAUUGAUUGUACUGUUGUACUGACGGAGCCUGGAGAGAGUCAGGCACUCUAUUUAUUAUUGUUGACUCAAAUCAAUCAUAUUUUUCUAUGUAAGUGCUUUAAAUAAAUCUGCCCUUUUUACA